Molecule: messenger RNA, 1446 nt
Organism: Gastrolobium bilobum
Lineage: Eukaryota; Viridiplantae; Streptophyta; Magnoliopsida; Fabales; Fabaceae
Product: probable serine/threonine-protein kinase PBL25
Exons: 5
Coding region: 127-1446 (439 amino acids)
Biological process (GO): protein phosphorylation
Molecular function (GO): protein kinase activity; ATP binding
Source: RefSeq, a predicted model, not a curated record
AGUUAGCUUUUGAUAGAUUGAAAAUUUGGAAUCUCUAGGAUUUUAAAACAUCUAAACCCAAAACUUCUUUACCUUAGAAAAUAUUAAGGUUUUUAGUUUGAGUAUCUGAAUCAACAUUGUAGAGAAAUGAGUUGCUUUUCAUGUUUUUCUUCCAACGAAAAGAAAGUAGCAAAGAGGCCUAACAACAAUGGCAAGAGAAUACAACAGCCUGCUGCUCAUCCUCCCAAGGAAACAGCCCAACCUCAGCCACAUCAAGAGAAUCAUUAUCACAAGGCAAGGGCCAACCCACAAAUAGAACCUAAAAUAAAUAAGGAAGCCAACAAAGAUACUGUGAACAAUCAUAACAUUGCUGCACAAACGUUCACAUUCAGGGAAUUGGCUACUAUCACAAAGAACUUUAGGCAGGAAUGCCUAAUAGGUGAAGGUGGAUUUGGGAGGGUUUAUAAAGGAAGACUUGAAAAAACCAACCAAGAAGUAGCUGUGAAGCAACUUGACAGGAAUGGAUUGCAAGGAAACAGAGAGUUUCUUGUUGAAGUUUUAAUGUUGAGUCUUUUACACCACGAAAAUCUUGUGAAUCUAAUUGGAUAUUGUGCUGAUGGAGAUCAGAGACUAUUGGUAUAUGAGUACAUGCCAUUGGGAUCUCUUGAGGACCAUUUGCUUGAUCUUCAUCCACAACAAAAGCCUCUAGAUUGGUUCAUAAGAAUGAAAAUAGCUUUGGAUGCUGCAAAAGGUCUAGAAUAUUUGCAUGACAAGGCCAAUCCUCCAGUUAUCUACCGUGACUUAAAAUCCUCCAACAUUUUGUUGGACAAAGAUUUCAAUGCAAAACUCUCAGAUUUUGGACUAGCCAAGCUUGGACCUACAGGGGACAAGUCUCAUGUCUCUUCAAGGGUAAUGGGUACUUAUGGAUACUGUGCCCCUGAGUAUCAAAGAACUGGUCAACUCACUGUAAAAUCAGAUGUAUACAGCUUUGGAGUUGUUUUGCUUGAAUUGAUCACUGGAAGGAGAGCCAUUGACAACACAAGACUAACAAGGGAGCAAAACCUUGUUUCUUGGGCACAUCCAGUAUUCAAGGACCCUCAUAGAUACCAAGAAUUAGCAGAUCCACUUCUUCAAGGAAACUUUCCAAUGAGAUCAUUGCAUCAAGCAGUGGCAGUAGCAGCAAUGUGUCUCAAUGAGGAGCCAUCAGUGAGGCCCUUAAUAAGUGAUGUUGUUACGGCCCUUAGUUUCCUUGGUACAACUCCAGGGUCUAAAGACCUUUCAGGAAUGAAUGCACCCAUUGACAUGCCUUCUCCACCACCAGAGCAAGAAGAAGCCAAUAGCACCCCUUUGAAUCUUCUUGACGAUGAUAGUGGUUUGGAACGCCAAAGAGCAGUUGCUGAAGCCAUUGAAUGGGGUUCAAAUACUAGGAACAAAGCACAAAGGAAUGAAAGUGCUUCCUCUUUGUAA